CUGGACUGAAUCUUGGUGUUUUGGAGGUUUUUAUGGUCACAGGAUGCCCGGUGAGUUCUAGAGAUGGACUUGGGCAGGAGGAACCCCCAAACCAACGCGCUCAGCCCUUGUUUUCCCCCCCAUCAGGAUUUGUCCUUCCCAAAGCUUGGGCAGAUGGAGGAGGAGGCUGCGAGGAAGAGGAAGAUGCCUUGGGCCCCCCAGGCAGGUGAGGAGGAAGUCAGUGUCCCUUUGGGUGGGUGUUGUGCUGGCUCUGUCAGCCGAGCAUGGCCCCGGCUGCAGGACAACCCCGCUGGCGCCGCCGUCCUGCCGGGGCCGGAGUUGGGGGGAUGUCCUUGGCCUUCCCUGUGGGCCGGAGGCAAAUCCCCUGCCUGUCCUUCUUGCUUCCUGCCCCAGGCCCCGAGCUGAGGACGGAGAGCCCGGAGGACAAAUCCCCCCGUGAGACCCUGGUGGGAGAGGCCGUUUUGAAGGGCUCCCCGGCGCAGGAAGGCAGCGGGGAGGAAAAGGGCCGGAGAUCCCCCCACAGGAGGGGCUCCAAAGCCAUCCCAGGGUGCUCUGAGGAGGAAAGAGCCAGCCUGUGCCAGGAAGGUGGCCGGAGCUUGAGGCGGAGCUCUGACCUGGUGGUCCCUGAGCAGCCUCCCAGCAGGGAGAAGCCCUUCAGGUGUUUGGAAUGUGGGAAGAGCUUCAGGAAGAGCUCCGACCUCCUCACCCACCAGCACAUCCACACUGGGGAACGUCCCUACAUGUGUGGGGAAUGUGGGAAGAGCUUCCGGAGCAACUCCAACCUGAUCCAACACCAGCAUAUCCACAGUGGGGAACAGCCCUACACGUGUGGGGAAUGCGGGAAGAGCUUCAACCAAAGCUCCAACCUGAUUCGACACCAGGCCAUCCACACUGGGGAAUGGCCCUACACGUGUGGGGAAUGUGGGAAGAGCUUCAGUGACAGCUCCAGCCUCCGCAUCCACCAGCGCAUCCACACCGGGGAACGGCCCUACAAGUGCUUGGAAUGUGGGAAGAGGUUUCAGACCAGCUCAGUUCUCCUCAGGCAUGAGCGGACACACACGGAUGAGAGGCCCUUCCACUGCACCGACUGCGGGAAGGGCUUCAACCGGAACUCCAACCUCGUCAGGCACCGACGCAUCCACACCAGGGAAAGGCCCUACAAGUGCUUGGAAUGUGGGAAGAGGUUUCAGACCAGCUCACAUCUCCUCCUGCAUGAGCGGACACACACGGAUGAGAGGCCCUUCCGCUGCACCGACUGUGGGAAGGGCUUCAAGCAGAACUCCCACCUCAUCACCCACCAGCGCAUCCACACCGGGGAGAGGCCCUACAAGUGUAGGGAGUGUGGGAAGAGCUUCACCCAGAGGUGUCACUUGACCUCACACCAACGGACCCACCAGUAA
Messenger RNA from Pseudopipra pipra, 1400 nucleotides. Its product is annotated as zinc finger protein 239-like. The record is from RefSeq and is a predicted model, not a curated record. Lineage: Eukaryota; Metazoa; Chordata; Aves; Passeriformes; Pipridae. Bases 264 to 1400 code for a protein of 378 amino acids. The transcript has a single exon.